This is a messenger RNA of Debaryomyces tyrocola, 339 nucleotides long. NCBI's taxonomy places the organism in Eukaryota, Fungi, Ascomycota, Pichiomycetes, Serinales, Debaryomycetaceae. The record is from the annotation of a GenBank genome assembly.
AUGAAAGCUUCAGGUAUUUUAUCCUUAUUUUUAGUUGCAGCUACAGUUUCUGCUCAAACAGACGAUUACCAAAUUGACGGAGGUAUCGCCAAGAGAGCGGCAUCUUCAUCAUCCUCGAAGAAGAAUUCAACUAGUUCCGGUUCCAGUGCUAAAUCGAGUGCUAAAUCGAGUGCAAAAUCCAGUGCUAAAGCCAGUGCUUCAAGCUCUGCUGCAAAGACCAGGUCUAGCAGUAGUAGUACAUCUAGUAGUUCUACUUCCAGUAGCUCCACUGCAGGUUCAAAUUCAAAUGGAAUAGGUUAUGGUGCUAUUGGUGUUAUCGCAGGCUGCUUAUUACUUUAA